Penicillium soppii is the source of this 1860-nucleotide messenger RNA. Its product is annotated as putative AP-3 adaptor complex subunit mu. Gene Ontology annotation, biological process: intracellular protein transport; endocytosis. Gene Ontology annotation, cellular component: clathrin adaptor complex; cytoplasmic vesicle. The record is from RefSeq and is a predicted model, not a curated record. The transcript is spliced from 3 exons. Lineage: Eukaryota; Fungi; Ascomycota; Eurotiomycetes; Eurotiales; Aspergillaceae. The coding region runs from base 1 to 1860 and encodes 619 amino acids.
AUGAGCGGCGAGAUUGAUGCCGUUUACAUAUAUGACGAGCAAAACGCCCCUAUCGUCGAACAUGUAUACCGAUCCCGCCCGCCCUCGGCCUCCGCCAUCCUGCCCCUCUACCUUGCCCAUGCCGCCCCACGCCCUUCCUUACUCUACAUUCCUAGUGCUUCGCCACCAGUGACGGUGUUCUCCACCGUCGAGUCAAACUUGCUGUUCCUUGCGAUAAGCGAAGUCGACACGGAACCGCUCCUGGCGCUAGAGUUCCUGCAUCGCGUGGUCGAUGUGCUCGAGGACUUCGUCGGGGCACCGCUGCUCUCAACUAAGAUUCAAUCCAAUUAUGAUGUAGUCGCGCAGUUGCUCAAUGAGAUGUGCGAUGGGGGCACAGUGUGCAAUACCGAACCCAAUGCAUUGCAGGAAGUCGUUGAGGUUCCCGGAUGGAUGGGAAAGCUGCUUGGCGGAAUCGGAGUUCCUGGUACAUCUACACCCACGCUGGGAUCCUCCAAUCCCCUGAAACAAUCGCUUGCUGCCGCCAGUGCAUCCCAAGGACCCGCUAUACCGUGGAGACGGCCUGGUGUACGCCACACAUCUAAUGAACUAUAUGUUGAUAUCAUCGAAUCACUCAGCGUGACUAUGGCUCCUUCUGGGCGAUUGCUUUCUGCAUUGGUAUCUGGAACUAUUGCGUUCACUGCCAAGAUUUCAGGAGUCCCGGAUUUACUAUUAUCGUUAACAACACCAGGUGGCCAGCAUGCCAUUGGACGCAAGAUCGAACUACCAGUCUUCCACCCAUGCGUUCGACUAGCUAGGUGGAAGGAACGACCUGGAGAGCUCAGUUUCAUACCCCCGGAUGGAAGGUUCAUCUUGGCCGGGUACGAGGUGGACCUUCUCCCCAUAGAUCCUGAUCUGGAUGAGGCACCUAGCCAUAUGGAAAAGCUCUUCUUGCCUGCGAUUGUAGACAUUCGAAAAUCACUGGGGUCAUCCGGUUCUGAAUUUGAGGUCCGGCUGACUCUGAACACAAAUUUCCCGGGCCAGAGUUCGUCAUCGCGGCCUGGGGCUGGACGAAACGGAUCAGGUACAUCGACGCCGUCAUUCCUCGGGGGUGGAGGAAGUCAUUCUGCACCGGCACUCGAAGAGGUCGUUGUCAGUGUACCAAUUUCUAAAUCCGUCCGACAUAUCACGGAUAUGCAGGCCAGCCGUGGUGAUGCCCAAUUCUCUCCCUCGAGCGGGCUUCUUGAAUGGCGGAUUCCCACUGGCAAGGAUGCUGGAACGCUGUCUGGAACCGCGACACUCCGAUGCAGUGUCUCAGGUUACCCAUCAGCCGACGAUGACCUCGAUAGCCUUGAGGAUGCCGAUGAAGAUGCCAACGCAAAUCUUCUACAGGGCUACUACGAGGCUCCCACUUCAUAUAACGACACAUCCACAAGCACGUCCAAGAAACCCAGAUCUUCGGACCCCUCCAAGCGCAAAAAGAAGAAGAAGAAGUCAACGAAGAAGUCCCGCACCGUCCUACAUCCAGAAGUCACCGAGGAGGACCCCGCUCCGGCGACUACACCAUCCCCCAGUCACUCCAAACCCCCAACUCCUGCACCUCCACCCCAACCUCAAUCAUCAAAUUCCCACCUUCCCUCAUUCUUCGCCCCAUCAUCUACAUCCCGACCCGCUCGCCGAACUAAGGCACAGGUCAAUGCGAGCCUGAUGCCAAACUCGGCAUCAGUCUCAUUCUCCGUGCGAGGCUGGCUUCCAUCCGGUAUCAGAGUGGACAGUCUCAACAUCGACCCGCGGCGCAGCCGAGGCUUGGGAGAGAGUGUCAAGCCGUACAAGGGUGUCAAAUACCUGUGUGUGAGUAAUCGCGGCAUAGAACGUCGCUGUUGA